AUGGCCACCUCGACAGACACGGAACACCGCGACCACCACCACGACGACCACCGGAACCACAACCACCACCACUACGGCCGUCCGGUGCUCCCGCGGCCGCAGCAGCAGCAGCACCACUAUGCGUACAAGACCGUGGCCAAGAAACAACGGUCGUCGUCGGCCGGCGGCAAGAAGAAAUCCACCGGAAACCGCAGGCGGCGUCUGACGCACGUGUUGGCCGGCAUCGUUCUUGGCCUGUUUUUCGGUUACACGUUCGGCGGAUCGUACGGCCGAUUCCGGUUGUACGCCGGUUGCGGCGGAGGCGGUAGCGAUGGCAGCAGGCACGGCGUGCUGCGACCUCUGCAGCCGCUGCAGCAAUCGUCGCAGGCCCACGACGACGACGACAGCGGAGCGAGACCCGCGGCCGGACAUGCAGGGGGAGCCGGAGGUCCGCCCGAAUCGCUGCUGUUCGUCGGCGUGAUGACGGCCAACCGGUACUUGGCCACCAGGGCGGCCGCAGUCCACGGCACGUGGGCGCGUCGUGUGCCCGGCCGCGUCAUGUUCUACAGCUCGGAAACGUCAGUCCUUCCACCAGGUGUGGCCGACCUGCCGCUCGUCCGGUUGCCGACGGUGGACGACUCGUACCCGCCGCAGAAGAAGUCGUUUCUGAUGCUGCAGCACAUGUGGGACAACUAUGGUGGCGCGUACGAGUGGUUCAUGCGGGCCGACGACGACGUGUACGUGCGUCCCGACCGGCUGGCCGCGCUGCUCCGGUCCGUCGACAGCCGCAAACCGGUGUUCAUCGGACAGGCUGGCCGGGGGAACCAGGAGGAGUUCGGUCUGCUCAGCCUCGAGUAUGACGAGAACUUCUGCAUGGGUGGUCCUGGCGUUAUCAUGAGCCGCGAGACCCUGGCCAGGGUGGUGCCGCACAUCAAACACUGCCUGAAGAACCUGUUUACCACGCACGAGGACGUCGAGCUUGGCCGGUGUGUGCAAAAGUACGCGGGAGUGUCUUGCACGUGGUCCUAUGAGGUAAAUUGUUAUUUUAUAAUUAUUCGCAACGAUCGCUGCAUUGUUGUUCCAAUAUUUUUAUAUGGGAUAAAUAACAAAAGAUGA
Molecule: messenger RNA, 1095 nt
Organism: Macrosiphum euphorbiae (potato aphid)
Lineage: Eukaryota; Metazoa; Arthropoda; Insecta; Hemiptera; Aphididae
Source: the annotation of a GenBank genome assembly